AUGGCACCCCUCGCGCGCGCCGUCUCAAACCACCACCUCCAGCACCAACACCACCACACAAACGGCACCCCGAUUCCCACGAACGGCGCUCCUCCAGACCCAAACGCAGACGACACCACCUCCGGCCACCCACCGCCCUACAACCCGGACCUCGUCUCCUCCUCCCUCCUCGAACCCCGCAUCGCCGUCGUUCUCAAUGUCCCCAAGCUAUGGCGACCAUGGCUCUUCGCCUGCCGCCUUCUCUCUAUCGGCCCGGCCAUCUUCUGGGCCCUGCAGCCCGCUCUGACCCUCCUCGUUCAGAUCAUUCCCGUCGCCGUACCGGGGGGAAAGAAAGCUGUUGAUGCUGCUGCUGCGGCGGCCUCUGGAGUCGGGGUUGGCGGUGUCGUCAGCGGCGGGUUCGCGGGUAGCACGUGUCCCCCGCCCAAUUGGCCCCCCGGACACUCCGAGAUACCCUUCCCAUGGACUGAAAUGUCCUUGGGACUCAUGUGGUGCGGAGCUUCAGCGUACCUCUCCUUCUUCUUCAUAGACUGCCUGAUGUCACGAUGGCUCAUCAACUACACCCCACAAGCGACAAUCAUCCGCCUCCUUACAAUCAACUCCACCAACGCCUUCCUCACCGAACGAAUCCUCACAUUUUCAGGCGGCUUCGAGGACCCAAGACUUCUUCUCCCCGGUUGGGUCACCAUAGCUACGACCCUUACGAUAGCAUACCACAUCACCCAACGAAGCAUAAACAUCCAAAAGGAAACCUCCACCUCGAUCAACAUCUUCUCCAUCGCCAGCUUCAUCAGCAUGAUCUCCCUCCUCGCCCACCUCCACUACAACGGCUCAGACUAUCCCGAAAAACCGUUCGAGUCCCUCGCCAGGUUCAUUCUGCAGCAGUUUGAGCGUGUGACCGGCGAGGCCAUCUUGCCUUCCUAUUCACCUUCGCAUAGCGAACUAUAG
Colletotrichum abscissum is the source of this 945-nucleotide messenger RNA. RefSeq lists its product as uncharacterized. The coding region runs from base 1 to 945 and encodes 314 amino acids. Gene Ontology annotation, cellular component: endoplasmic reticulum membrane. Gene Ontology annotation, biological process: cellular response to oxidative stress; protein N-linked glycosylation. The transcript is spliced from 4 exons. Lineage: Eukaryota; Fungi; Ascomycota; Sordariomycetes; Glomerellales; Glomerellaceae. The record is from RefSeq and is a predicted model, not a curated record.